Molecule: messenger RNA, 6869 nt
Organism: Haliotis rufescens (red abalone)
Lineage: Eukaryota; Metazoa; Mollusca; Gastropoda; Lepetellida; Haliotidae
Exons: 5
Coding region: 147-5921 (1924 amino acids)
Molecular function (GO): protein binding
Source: RefSeq, a predicted model, not a curated record
UUAACACUGGUGUGGAUGUCAAUGUGCAUCGUGUAAAUGGUGACCCUUUGUACCUUGCCAUACAAAAUGGUCACUUAGGGGUGGUGAAACUGCUGGUGAAAACAGGAUUUGAUCUGGAUAACCAGAAAGGUCUUAGAUUUGCUUCUAUGAGCCAGAACAAGGACAUGCUAGACUUUCUUUUAGACAGAGGAGCACAGGUUGAUGGUGAUGUUGUAAACAGUGCUUGUGAGGUGGGGAACUUGACUAUGGUCAAAAUGUUAUUUGAGAAGGGUGCUACUGUUGACAUGAUGUCAUCUAAUGGAGAAACUCCUCUUCACAGCUCAUGUAGACGACAGUCAGAUGUUAUGUCAUUUCUGCUGGCGAAAGGAGCAAGUGUGAAUCAACUUUCAUCUGAUACAGGUGACUCACCACUUCAUACAGCAGCACAUCAGGGAUAUACAGUGUGUGUCAAUGUCUUACUGAAGGCCGAGGCUGAUGUGAAUGUACAGAAUAAUACAGGUGACACACCACUUCAUACAGCAGCAGAUGAAUUCUUUAGAUCUACAGAGUGUGUUGAAGAGUUACUGAAGGCAGGGGCUGAUAUGAAUGUACAGAACAAUACAGGUGACACGCCACUUCAUAAUGCAGCAGUGUGGGGAUCUACAGAGAAUGUUGAAGAAUUACUGAAGGCCGGGGCUGAUGUGAAUGUACCGAAUACUACAGGUGACACGCCACUUCAUAAUGCAGUAGUGAUGGAAUCUACAGAGAAUGUUGAAGAGUUACUGAAGGCCGGGGCUGAUGUGAAUGUACCGAAUACUACAGGUGACACGCCACUUCAUAAUGCAGUAGUGAUGGAAUCUACAGAGAAUGUUGAAGAGUUACUGAAGGCCGGGGCUGAUGUGAAUGUACAGAAUACUACAGGUGACACGCCACUUCAUAAUGCAGUAGUGAGGGAUUGUACAGAGAAUGUUGAAGAAUUACUGAAGGCCGGGGCUGAUGUGAAUGUACAGAAUAAUACAGGUGACACACCACUUCAUGCAGCAGCAUUGUUUGGAUCUACAGAGAAUGUUGAAGAGUUACUGAAGGCCGGGGCUGAUGUGAAUGUACAGAAUACUACAGGUGACACGCCACUUCAUAAUGCAGUAGUGAGGGAAUCUACAGAGAAUGUUGAAGAGUUACUGAAGGCCGGGGCUGAUGUGAAUGUACCGAAUACUACAGGUGACACGCCACUUCAUAAUGCAGUAGUGAUGGAAUCUACAGAGAAUGUUGAAGAGUUACUGAAGGCCGGGGCUGAUGUGAAUGUACAGAAUACUACAGGUGACACGGAACCUCAUAAUGCAGCAGUAAGGGAAUCUACAAACUGUGUUGAAGCGUUACUGAAGGCCGGGGCUGAUGUGAAUGUACAGAAUACUACAGGUGACACGCCACUUCAUGCAGCAGCAGCAGCAGCAGGGUGGGGAACUGCAGAGUUUGUUGAAGAGUUACUGAAGGCUGGGGCUGAUGUGAAUGUACGGAAUAAUAGAGGUGACACGCCACUUCAUGCAGCAGCAGCAGAAGAAGGGUGGGGAUCUGGGGAGUCUGUUGAAGUGUUACUGAAGGCCGGGGUUAAUGUGAAUGUACAGAAUAAUACAGGUGACACGCCACUUCAUGCAGCAGCAGCAGCAGCAGCAUGGUGGGGAUCUGCAGACUAUGUUGAAAUGUUACUGUUGUCCGGGGCUAAUGUGAAUGUACUGAAUAAUACAGGUGACACACCACUUCAUGCAGCAGCAGCAGGAGCAGGGUGGGGAUCUACAGAGGGUGUUGAAGGGUUACUGAUUGCCGGGGCUGAUGUGAAUGUACAGAAUAAUACAGGUGACACGCCACUUCAUAAAGCAGCAGUGAGGGGAUCUACAGAUUGUAUUGAUGUAUUACUGAAGGCUGGAGCUGAUGUGAAUAUACAGAAUAAUACAGGUGACACACCACUUCAAAAGCAGCAGAGAUUAGAGUGGCUGAAGUUGUUGAAUAUGGCCGAGAUGAAGAAAGGUCAAAGUGACACAGACAGUGAAGAAUGUACACCAGCAAAGUGCAGGAGGCAAAGCAAUGAUGAGGACAACCCGCCUGGAACCACUGACGGAUCAGGAAGUACUGUGGAGGAUUCAGGAAAUAAAGAUGUUGAUGAAGAGAGUGUUGACGAAUGUUUGUUUGGUGACAUGACAGUUGAAGAAGAGGGAGAUGAAAUCGAAGAUAUGUAUGAACUUGGAGCAUGUGCUACAAAGGUCAAAUUCCAGACGGUUCAACAACAGUCGUACCAACUUGUAGGUAAAGACACCACGGUACUAGCACAACACAUUGUGGGAUGUUGUCAGCAACCACAGGGAGAGGUAAUGUCGGCACCACAGCAGGGGACACAACUCCAGCAAGCUUCAGCUGCUGAUGUUGAUCAGACAACAAGUCGGACACAGAUGUCAACAACUACGUCUUGUGUAGUCCCCGAAACAACUGUUGUACAAGUCCCGAGAACAGCAGCACUGACACCAGCGUCCACAUCCACUCUUCUACCCAGAAUACCAGGAUCUGUUGUAUCAGAGAUACAGUCAUCAGGGCCACCUGGGGUACCAGUGCCUGUGCAUUCUCCCGCAGUUGUCCAGUACAACUAUUUCUACGUACGGCAGAAUUUUGAGGAUGUGACAGUCAGGGGCGCCAGGAAUCUGAACAUUGGCGGAACCCAGAACAUUAGAGGAACACAGAACGAUGGUGCACCUCGGACCAACCAGGAAGAGGAGAAACAACUGACUGCAGCACAGAAGAUCAGGAAAAGAACGGAAUCCAGGAUACAGUCGUGGACUAAAGACAUGGUGGAGACAGAAGGCCUGCAGAAGGUGACAGACAAGCUAGACAGAGGAGCAACAUGGGUGACAAUUAAAGGAAGACCAGGAGAGGGGAAGUCUACAAUAGCCUACAUGGCUCUCAAAGAUCAGCACACUCAGGGAAGACAAGUGUAUCAGGUGGUGUCACCGGAGGAGUUCAAUGAGGUCAUAACGGCCAGCACUAACCCUGUCAUUAUGUUAGAUGACAUAUUUGGUGAUCUGGAAUUUGAUGUAGCAGAAUGGGCCAAGUGGAGACCAAGUCUACAACCUUUUGUGGAUGUGAAAGAUCCUGAUAAAUAUACAGAAAAAGAUUCCAUAGACAAGUCCACUGAUAUCAAAAAUGUUUUAAAGAGAACAAAAGAUGAGCAAACAGAGCUGAAAAGAACAGCGCCUAACAAAGACCAAACUAUCAUUAUCCUCGUAGGCCGUGAUUAUGUGUUGAAAUCCUCAUUGUCAGACUUGGGAAAGAUGGCAGAUUACAUAUCUAGUCCCCUGUAUGUGGUGGAAGUUUCUUCUCAGAGAGACUCUAAUGAACGAAGGAAGAUUUGGCAUGUUCAUGUCAAAACAAAGACAAAGAUGGACUUUGAUGAGUCAACUGUGUCUCAGAUAUGUCAGGCUGACUGUCCACACGGCUUUCCCCAUGUAUGUAAAAUGUUUGUAGCGACAUAUGGAAAGGAUCAGACGCAACCUUCAGCAGAGACUGUUUUAGAUUUUUUUAAAAUGCCUCUUGUGUUCCUCAAAAAGACUUUGGAUAAAAUUCUUAAGGAUAAGAUAAAGCGUUCACUGUUCAUGGCUAUGAUUAAAAGAGAUGGGAAGGUUAGUGGACAGGAGUUGGAGGAGGAUGAUAAUCUUGCAUAUGAAAGCAUAACAGCUGCUGAUGAUUUGGUUGGAUCUUAUCUCAAGAAGGAAGAUGACACAUACAUGUUUGACCAUCCCUCUAUAUAUGACAGUGUUGCUUUAAUACUCAGUACAAAACAACCAAAGUUUGUCAUCGAAAAUUGUAGUUUGUCAUUCAUCCAUCAGCGACUUUGUCUUAAACCAUCCACAACACAAGGGGAAAAUGUUCCUAGUGAGACAGGUCUUGUUGCAAACAUCUCAUGGACCUUUGCUGGACAUUUAGCCAGAAGAUUUGCAACCGAAAUUGCGAGAAGAAAUUUGUUGCAUGUCUUAUCGCACGAGGCAUGUUGUAAUUCAGAGUUUAUUGACUUGCUCAUGGACUGUCUGAAGACACCCUGUCAGAUGUCUGUUCCUGAUAUUCUGAAACUAGCUGAUAUUUCUUCAGGACAAUCAUUUUGUGAAUUGCUUUCAAGCAACAAGUCACAUCAUCUGAUAAAAGUUAUUAUGGAGAAAGAAAACAUAUCAUUCAGCCAAUGUGAAAUACGUGACAUUUUACUUGGGGUGUGCAAGAAUGCUGCUUGUAGUGUAUUGACCUACAUCAGUGGACACAUGAAGCUUGACAUGGAUGCUAGAUAUGGUUGGUUUAAAAUAACUCCGAUCAUGUUUGCAGCCCAAACCAAAGACAGCGAGUUUGUCGAUCAGAUUCUGGCCCUUGCCCCUGACCUGAAUGCAUGCGAUAACCUAGGAGAUACUGUCUUUCAUUACCUUUGCAGGUAUGGCCUUACAUCAGCCGUGGAGCAAGCAAUUAACACGGGUGCGGAUGUCAAUGAGCAUCGUGUAAAUGGUGACCCUUUGUACCUUGCCAUACAAAAUGGUCACUUAGGGGUGGUGAAUCUGCUGGUGAAAACAGGAUUUGAUCUGGAUAACCAGAAAGGUCUUAGAUUUGCUUCCAUGAGCUAUAACAAGGACAUGGUAGACUUUCUUUUAGACAGAGGAGCACAGGUUGAUGGUGAUGCUGUAAACAGUGCUUGUAAGGUGGGGAACUUGACUAUGGUCAAAAUGUUAUUUGAGAAGGGUGCUACUGUUAACAUGAUGUCAUCUAAUGGAGACACUCCUCUUCACAGCUCAUGUAGACGACACUCAGAUGUUAUGUCAUUUCCGCUGGCGAAAGGAGCAAGUGUGAAUCAACUUUCAUCUGAUACAGGUGACGCACCACUUCAUACAGCAGCACAUCGGGGAUAUACAGUGUAUGUCAAUGUGUUACUGAAGGCUGGGGCUGAUGUGAAUGUACAGAAUAAGACAGGUGACACACCACUUCAUACAGCAGCACAUCGGGGAUAUACAGUGUGUGUCGAUGUGUUACUGAAGGCUGGGGCUGAUGUGAAUGUACAGAAAAAUACAGGUGACACGCCACUUCAUACAGCAGCACAUCGGGGAUAUACAGUGUGUGUCGAUGUGUUACUGAAGGCAGGAGCUGAUGUGAAUGUACAGAAAAAUACAGGUGACACGCCACUUCAUACAGCAGCAGGAAGGUGGGGAUCUGCAGAGUGUGUUGUAGUGUUACUGAAGGCUGGGCCUGAUGUGAAUGAACAGAAUAAGACAGGUGACACACCACUUCAUACAGCAGCAGCAGGGUGGGGAUGUGCAAUGGCUGUUGAAGUGUUACUGAAGGCUGGGCCUGAUGUGAAUGUACAGAAUAAUACAGGUGACACACCACUUCAUACAGCAGCAUUUUUUGGAUCUAAAAACUGUGUUGAAGUGUUACUGAAGGGUGGGGCUGAUGUGAAUGUACAGAAUAAGAUAGGUGACACACCACUUCAAACAGCAGUAGCAGGGUGGGGAUCUGCAAUGUGUGUUGAAAUGUUACUGAAGGCUGGGGCUGAUGUGAAUGUACAGAAUAAGACAGGUGACACACCACUUCAUACAGCAGCAGCAGAUGAGGAAUAUACAGUGUGUGUCAAUGUGUUACUGAAGGCAGGGGCUGAUGUGAAUGUACAAAAUAAUACAGGUGACACACCACUUCAUACAGCUGCAGACAGUGGAUCUACAGAGUGUAUUGAAGUGUUACUGGAGGCUGGAGCUGAUAUGAAUGUACAGAAUAAGACAGGUGACACACCACUUCAUACAGCAGCAAAGAGUGGAUCUACAGAGUGUAUUGAAGUGUUACUGGAGGCUGGAGCUGAUAUGAAUGUACAGAAUAAGACAGGUGACACACCACUACUGAAGGCUGGAGCUGAUGUGUCACACACCACUUUGUAAAACAGCAUAGCAGGGAUGUGCAGAGUGUGUUUAGCGAAGAUUUUAUUCCAUGUCAUAGUUCCCCAUUCAUUACACACUGGUAAAUACGUCUCAGAUUUCAUCAGUAUAUAUAUAGUUAUGGGCGUGGCUAUGUAGCCUGGUGGGUAAGGUGUCUGCUCCUGUGGACUGGGUUUGACUUCCUGGAAAGUGUUCAGCAGAAUCUCAGCUGCUGUCAAAUUAUACCCACAUAGUUAGACGAGAAGCAUUGACAAAUCGUACCCACCUACUCGCUGCUGCUCUACACUCUCUUACUCCAUGCGUUGUACCUGUCAAAUAGUCAUUUUGUUUUGAGUGAGUGAGUGAGUGAGUAUGGUUUUACGCCGCUUUUAGCAAUAUUCCACCAAUAUUACGGCGGGGGACAUCAGAAAUGGGCUUCACACAUUGUACCCAUGUCGGGAAUCGAGCCCGUUUUUUUGGCGUGACGAGCGAACGCUUUAACCACUAAGCUACCCGACCGCCGCUUAUUUUGUUUUGGCAAUGUUUACAUCAUUCUGUGGUUUGUAAAUCACUCACUCUCUCCCUAGCCGAUAACCACGAACCCUUAAACUUCUAUUUCUGCAAGUACUUGAUCACAUUUCGUUCCUGGAUCACCUUUCGCUUCCAAAAGUCAGAGACUGGUGCUUAUUUUACCGAUUUCUCAAAGGGAAACGAUUUCCCUAGCUGACUCAAACUUCUUGUGGAUAUACCCCAACGACAUCAUGUCUAUGACAAAGGAUUUCUCUGUUUCUAAGUUCCGUCUGUGAGGCUAAGAACUUGUCAAUUAACCCCUGUAGGACUAAAAAGAAAUACAUUGACUCCCUGGUGUAACGUACAGACUAUAGUACGAAUGUAGUGUAGUUGCAACCUUCAACAUGUCCGUCUAGCUUCUGUAGACUCCCUGGUGUAAUGUACAGAAUAUAGUGUGAAUGU